CUAAGUUUGUAGGUUGGAUUUGAGUCAGAGACUCACAGUUUGUCUGUAAGCAGCUACAUACAUCCCAGAAGUAACUCCACCAUUCAGGACCCACACUUGUAGUUUUGUAAGACAUUCCUCCUCCCGAAGAAAACAACCAUAGCUUCUUAUAUGCGAUUAAAAUCAUCUUCCCCUAAGAAAUUUAGAUUCUAAUAUGUAGCUCUUUUAGCUCAUCUUUUGGAUUUGAUUUAAACUUUUCUUUCACUCUUUCUCUUAGUCCAAUCAUCCCUCCUCGUUUAAGCUGUUGAUUUCAGCGUUUUUCUAUCGAAAGGUGCAAUGGAGCAAUCAAGGUAUUGGACGUGGACAAAGGGGAGAUCAGAUGGUUUGAGUUCUCAUGAUCAUCUUCAAUCAUCAACAAGCGUGGCUGCGUAUUAUGAUUCAUGGGAAGAGCAAGCUUUUGCAGAAGAUGCAGCUGGGCCUCUCGGAGGAUGUAUAUGGCCUCCGAGGUCUUACUCUUGCAGCUUUUGUGGGCGAGAGUUUAGAUCGGCUCAAGCUCUAGGAGGUCACAUGAAUGUCCACAGGAGAGAUAGAGCUAGGCUACAGCAAUCCCCCCCUGGUGAUCCCCACGAUGAUGAUCAUCAAAAUCAUCAGAAUAAAAUUCAGAAUCCCUUUGUACCUUUGGGUUUUCAGUGCCAGCCUGAUGAGGUUUGUAACUUUGUUUAUAACCCUAGCCCUAAUUCCAAUCAUGGAACUCAUCUUCCACCUACUAAAGAGAAUUGUCUUGAACCAACUUUAGUUCCUCCUUUCUCUUCACCAAUGGUCCAAGAAAGCCCCAACAAGUCCCCAAAAUCAUUGUCAAACUUGGCAGCUGACAGAUAUUACCAUUUCUCUGAUCUAAGGGCUGAUGAAGGAGACAAGAGUCCAAGAAUCCUAGAAUCUGAAUGUAGGGUUAAAGCAGAUUAUGUCCAAACUACUGAUUUGUCCGCAAGCUUGAAUCUAGUUGUUCGAGAAACACGCCCCGCUACGUCUGGCAGUACACAAGACAACACCGUCGGGUGCAAGAGAAAGAGAACCGGUGAUCAUCAUACACCCAUGACCUUAGCCUUGUUCCUCAAACCGAUUUCAGCUGAGGACGACAUAGAUCUUGAGCUAAGGCUUGGUCGUCGACCCAAGUUAAGGUAGUUUCAUCACAAGACCAUACUUCAAUGUGGUCCUUUCUACAAUGAUCAUAAUGUUGUCUGUACGUGUAACCUCAUGUGUCAACACAUCCUUGCUUUGAGUUUGAAUAAUUACUCUCUCAUGGUGUAACAAAAGUAAUAUAUAA
This is a messenger RNA of Hibiscus syriacus, 1303 nucleotides long. RefSeq names its product zinc finger protein 10-like. The coding region runs from base 316 to 1161 and encodes 281 amino acids. Lineage: Eukaryota; Viridiplantae; Streptophyta; Magnoliopsida; Malvales; Malvaceae. The transcript has a single exon. The record is from RefSeq and is a predicted model, not a curated record.